AUGUCAGAGUUGGCCGGUGACGGGGUGAUCAUCACAAUCCAAAAGAUCACUGGUGAGACCUUCACAACGAAUGCUCGCUUGGAGGAUUCCGUCCGAGAGGUCAAAGCUGCGGCUCUCUCGGAAGUGGGCCCGGUGCUCUGUCAGAGGUUGGUAUUGCAUGAUGUGCCAAAGAAGCUCAUCUUCGCUCGGACUGCACCUGUCUUCACCCGUCAGAUGGAAGAGCUGCUGGAGCGUCUGGAGAAGAGCAUGUACACAGAGGUGCGGGCCUUCUUGCGCCCCCCCCCGCUCUGCCACAGCUUCAUCUUGGUGAUCCUGCAGCUGAUGUCUGCCAGCUCCCACGUGAUGCUGCGAACUUCUUCGGGUGCCAUGCCCUGGAAGGACCAGAGUUGGGCGAGCUGCUCGUGGGCAGACUGCAAAACCAUGCUCUCGGACUACUUCCAACUCCGCGCCAACCUGCGCUCGGUGGUCCAAAGCGUCACGGAAGGCGACCUCAGGACAAAACAGGUGAAAGCCGCAAAGGCAAGUCUUGAGGAACUCGGCGGCGCGGCCGCCCCGAGCCUCCUCAGCAAGGUGAGCGUCUGCUGUCAGAUCCUGGCGCAGUUUGCUUUAGAGAUCCUCAAAUUCCACGAAGAAGGUCAACAGUUCGUCUGGCAUCCGGACGCGAGCGACCCUCUGGGGAGUGUGGAGUUGCGGGACGGGGUGCCCCUGAGCGUCUAUGUCGAGGCAAAGGUGGCUACAAACGGAGGUUCUGAUGUCCCUGCUCGCCUUGACCUCGCGCUCCUGAUCGAUCUGGAUCCCGCCUUCCAUGCCCUCAGGGGCCACGCCACGGAGCAGGUUGAGGGGCUCCGUGCCUUGCAGGAGUUGGGUGGCCGCUGUCCGGAGAGAAUCUUGGAAGCCGUGUGCCCGUGCUUCGGAGGUGACGACAAGGUCGCCGACGAAGCCCUGAGCUGCAUCCGUGCGGUGCUGCAGCCCAGUGUCGACUUGGCGGCGCAGUUUCUCUUGGCGACUCCCUCUUUCAGCCAGUCCCCGCAGGCCGUCCAGGCUGCGCUCUUUCUAGGCCCCGACUCUCCCGAAGUGUUGGCCGGCCUAGCGUCGGGCCUCUUAGCCAAGAACAGGAAGGCCUGCCUGGAAGCCUUCGAAGAGCUCGAGCCACGCCUGGCUCCAGCGCACGGCAUCCGAUGUUUGUUGGAGUCCUUGUUCCGGAGAGAGUCGGUCGAGUCCACGGACUGUCUCCCUGAGGCUCUGGCUAGGGUCAACUCCCGAGACCACGAGGCCUUGGUGGAGGCCCUGCUGGGCUACUUCGGCCCGCAGCAGCCCGGCUGGGUGUUGACAAGGGCGAGCUUCUGCGCGACCCUCGUAGCUCAAGGACAGGAGGAGCGCUUGGUGCAGGCCCUUCGCGCGUCUCUGAGCUACGUGCAUGAGCAUGAGCUUCUGGAGAUCUCCAGCCGCCUCCUGGGUCUCUCCUCAGCCGCCAAGCCCCUGGUGGUAGAGGCCUUGUGCCGCGAACUACACCAGGUGACCUCCACGCACCUGCGAGAAGCACUCCUUGAAGAGAUUGGAAAGCUGGCUGCCCCGGACGAUCCAGCCGUCCUCAACGCUCUUGUGACCUUUCUCUCGCAGUCCGCGUUGUUGCUGAAACGGCAGGGUGACUUGUCAAUGCUGCGGGCUCUGAAGGUCUUGAACCACUUGGAUCAGAGCGAAACCUUCCUCCAGCGUGGCCGCCGGCACCUUCUGCGGGCUCUGGCGAGGUGUGCGACCUGCUCCCCCGGGUUCUGGGAUAAGCAGAUGCGGAGAUGCUUGAUCAAGUUGGGACAAGAACACGGAGGGAUCGAUCACGAAGCAUUGAUCGAGCUGUGCCAUGGGUUGAGGUGUCAGAAUGCGAAGACCAGGCGGUCUUGCUGCAAGAUCUGGGCGCAGGUCGAGAAGAGGGAGCCGCAACGUGCGAGAAAACUUUUGCUGGAGAUGAUCAGUGGCGAGGAAUACGCCUGGGCGAAGCAAGCCGCGAUCACUCUGCUCGACGGAGCCGAGGUGCAAAAAGCCGGUAGCUCUGAGGCUGAGGAUGUCCGUGCCACGCUUCUCCGGGUUGCCGACGACCGAAGCCUCCCGUUGCCACUGCGCUCGGAGGCCCUUGGGGCUCUCAGGCCCUUCGCACGGGGCGUAGGCGAAGGUGGCGAAGGUGGUGAAGCCCUGCGAAAAGCGGCGCUGAGCUGCACUGAAGAGGCCUACGACGCCUCGGGCUUGGUGCUGAAAGCGCUGGAGCUCUUGGCCGAGGAGACUCCGAUCCCCCAAAGCUGCCUCGAACGCGUCCUCCGGAGUUCCGACCCGGAUGUUCUGCUCUUCGCUCUCUCUGCUUUGGCGGCGCUUCCCGAAGGAAGCCUUAGUACGUCGCUUUUGGAGCCCUUGCUGCACCACCGCUGCUUGGACGUGGCCGUGAGUGCGACUCGAGCUCUUGGCCGACUUCGGGGGGACCGGCGGGCGGCCACCGCGGCCCUUGAGCGAGGCGGCUUCUGGCCCGAGACAAGGGAAGCCGUCCGAGCGGCUCGCGAGGAGGCGCUGCGAAACCUCGAGCAAGGCGGCGACGCCGGAGAGUGA
This is a messenger RNA of Symbiodinium sp. CCMP2592, 2592 nucleotides long. NCBI's taxonomy places the organism in Eukaryota, Dinophyceae, Suessiales, Symbiodiniaceae. The record is from the annotation of a GenBank genome assembly.